Sus scrofa (pig) is the source of this 3288-nucleotide messenger RNA. It is a transcript of the gene FHL1, whose product is annotated as four and a half LIM domains 1. Lineage: Eukaryota; Metazoa; Chordata; Mammalia; Artiodactyla; Suidae. The record is from RefSeq and is a predicted model, not a curated record. Gene Ontology annotation, molecular function: transmembrane transporter binding. Gene Ontology annotation, biological process: muscle organ development.
GAAGGAGGUUGGGUUUUCAGACGUGGUCCAAGCAGGUAGUCCUUGCUAGAACCAGCCAUGGUUACUGGCCGUGCAGGAAGCCCGUCCUGUCUAAUCUCACAAGUUCUGAUUUCCUGCCAAAUGGCAUUUGGGAGCCACUGAUAAUUUAAUUUCCUGGCACUUACUGUUGCUGGGGAUUUAUUUGGUUUCUCUCCGCAGCUCUUAACAAGAAAGUAAAUCUCAACAGAGCGCACAGUUUCAGUGUGGAAACACUAAUAAGACAAGGAUUUUAUGUGACAUGUGCAAGACCAGCAAGAACGAAUUAAUAAGGAGAGUGAUUUUCAACCUUCUGUCCCUGUGAUAGACGCUCUUUCCUGUAGACGCGGGGGCUGAAGACAGUUUUAAAGCUGCCUCCCUAAACAGUGCGUCGUCGUUCAAGGAGACGGACCCCAGGGUCCGGGCGGCUCUCCUUUUCUAAGCUGGCUGUGUAAGGGAACACCUCGGAUUUCUUUUGGGGGAAAGAGGGCCAGUAAGAGCCGUUCUCUAGUCUCAGAAAAUCUCUGAACCGUGACCCAAGUGUCCCAGGCCCCUUUCUUGGCACAGGACUGUCACUCCUUGCCUCGGUCGGGUCGUCGGGUGUCUGGAGAGGAGGGUCUGUGUGAGCAGAUGGGCCGGGGCGGGCUGCUGGCCGCCCUUGGCUGGAGGCGGGUUCUGAGUGAGAGUUCACAGCUUCCUGGCGGUGCUCAGACGCAGGGUGUGGUUUCCUUAGCUCACUCUGCUAUUUGGUUGCCUACAGCAACAAGAUCCAAACAAGUUGGACAUGUGUUUGUAUAAAAAAACUGGGAAUGGGACCCAAAGUGGGUGUCCGGGGCCGUUCAGUUAGUGGAGGAGCCGAGGCCCCUCCAGCUACAAGGUAGGCACCAUGGCCGAGAAGUUUGACUGCCACUACUGCAGGGACCCGCUGCAGGGAAAGAAGUACGUGCAGAAGGACGGCCACCACUGCUGCCUGAAGUGCUUCGACAAGUUCUGCGCCAACACCUGCGUGGAGUGCCGCAAACCCAUCGGCGCUGACUCCAAGGAGGUGCACUACAAGAACCGCUACUGGCACGACACCUGCUUCCGCUGCUCCAAGUGCCUUCACCCCUUGGCCAAUGAGACCUUUAUGGCCAAGGACAACAAGAUCCUGUGCAACAAGUGCACCACUCGCGAGGAUUCCCCCAAGUGCAAGGGGUGCUUCAAGCCCAUCGUGGCAGGCGAUCAGAACGUGGAGUACAAGGGCACCGUCUGGCACAAAGACUGCUUCACCUGCAGCAACUGCAAGCAAGUCAUUGGGACAGGAAGCUUCUUCCCCAAAGGGGAGGACUUCUACUGCGUGACUUGCCAUGAGACCAAGUUUGCCAAGCACUGCGUGAAGUGCAACAAGGCCAUCACAUCUGGAGGAAUCACUUACCAGGAUCAGCCCUGGCAUGCCGAGUGCUUUGUGUGUGUUACCUGCUCUAAGAAGCUGGCUGGGCAGCGUUUCACCGCUGUGGAGGACCAGUAUUACUGCGUGGAUUGCUACAAGAACUUUGUGGCCAAGAAGUGUGCUGGAUGCAAGAACCCCAUCACUGGGAAAAGGACUGUGUCAAGAGUGAGCCACCCAGUCUCUAAAGCUAGGAAGGCCCCAGUGUGCCACGGGAAACGCUUGCCUCUCACCCUGUUUCCCAGCGCCAACCUCCGGGGCAGGCAUCCGGGUGGAGAGAGGACUUGUCCCUCGUGGGUGGUGGUUCUUUAUAGAAAAAAUCGAAGCUUAGCAGCUCCUCGAGGCCCGGGUUUGGUAAAGGCUCCAGUGUGGUGGCCUAUGAAGGACAAUCCUGGCACGACUACUGCUUCCACUGCAAAAAAUGCUCCGUGAAUCUGGCCAACAAGCGCUUUGUUUUCCAUCAGGAGCAAGUGUAUUGCCCCGACUGUGCCAAAAAGCUGUAAAGUGACAGGGGCUCCUGUCCUGUAAAAUGGAAUUUGAGUCUUGUUCCUUGUGUCCUCGCCCUCUGCCCCGUACCACCCCUGGGGCCAGAGAGGCCUUUUCACCUCUCCGAGUUGCUCCUCCUGUCCUUCUUCCCAUUUUACAGUUACGCCUCAAGUACGGGCACGCAGUGAUCAUGUUAGGAUUUAGCGAAAAGCAACCCUGCAGCAACGUUACUGUCCUGAUAGCUGCAGUUAGCAAACGAACACGUAGCUAGAUUGACUCUUCUGCAUGUUUAUCCUAGAGCAGAAAAGCGCCGACCAUUUAGCUGCUUAGUGAUGUAAGCAAGAAGCCUAAGAGAUAAAGCCCCCACUGAGAUGCCUCUCGUGGCUCAGCUGGGACCCACCGUGUCCGUCACACGACACACGCGAGAGUUGCAGCGGCUGCUCCAACUCGGCUGCUCACCCUGUCCUGUGAGCAGCAGGAACUUACCGAGAUGCAUGGUUUAACUUCCCCAUCAACACCUUCCCUCUGUUCUUUUGUGCUUUCACACCACUAAUACGGAUUUCCAGAAAACUAACAUUUGAAUUUAGCUGUAAUUCUAACCGACCUUUCCCCUGUACUAACGUUGGAUUUGGAUUUGUGGCGUGCUUUCGGAGCGUUCCUCCUGCCAAGCAUGGAACACGCAAGGCGAUUGGGAGAGUGUAGGCAGGUCUGAGAAAACGAGCCUGUGUCACCAGAAUGUCGUCACAGCGAAUACUUCUGGAAGCUUAACAAAACUAACCCAGCUGUCCUUUAUCUUUUUUUAAUGAAUAAUGUUUUGUUUUAAUGAAUAGCAGCAUAGUUUAUGGGUUUGGAGACUUGCAUGAGAAUGUUUUCGCCCCCUCAGACGUUCCUGCGGUUUUGCAAUUUACCCUCCAGAAGUAACCAUAAAACCUGAGAGGGGCAGGUGAGCAGGUGCCAGGACUGUCACUGACAUGGACAUGCCGUUUCCAGACAUGGCAGAGUGGGCUUCCCCCUAACCGUCGGCGGCGGCUGCUCUUGUGAGUCUUAGGACCGUUCCUCAAGAGCUUACAGCUGGAUCGCUGGGGGAGCGGGGAGGCCACGGUCCCGGCAGGCAGAACCGGAUGUCCACGUAGCGCUUACCUGAGACGCAGGAGCACCUCCUUACUGUAUUCUAGCUACACUGUUAUAUUACAUAGCAUAUCCCGAGACGACUUCAAGAGUACACACGUAAUGACAGCGCGUAUUAACAUUCUCGUAGGAGUGGUUAGAGAAGCCGAAGCCUCAUUGCUACAUUUUGUCAUUAGCUUUGAUCAUCUAACGUUUCAGUGUAUCCUUACGGAAAUAAAGCAGCAUAUAAAGAA